Molecule: messenger RNA, 750 nt
Organism: Entelurus aequoreus (snake pipefish)
Lineage: Eukaryota; Metazoa; Chordata; Actinopteri; Syngnathiformes; Syngnathidae
Exons: 1
Coding region: 1-747 (248 amino acids)
Biological process (GO): DNA integration
Molecular function (GO): nucleic acid binding
Source: RefSeq, a predicted model, not a curated record
AUGAGAUUCACCGCCAUCAGAGGGCCUGUGAGACUCCUGCGUUCCGAUCAAGGCACAAACUUUAUUGGAGCUUGCAGAGAACUGCAAAUAAACUCUGAAGACCCGGAGUUGAAAGCUCACUUGCAGGACAAAGGCUGUACCUGGAUAUUCAAUCCGCCACAUUCCUCUCAUAUGGGAGGUGUGUGGGAAAGGAUGAUCGGCAUUGCACGCCGCAUUUUGGAUGCUAUGUUGCUUAAGGACAACUGUCGCCUCUCCCACGAGGUACUUGUGACACUCAUGAGUGAAAUCAUGGCAAUCAUGAAUGCAAGGCCUCUAGUUCCAGUAUCGUCUGAUCCUGACAUGCCAGCAGUUCUCACGCCCGCAAUGUUGCUUACUCAAAAGACUGAUCCAGUAUCUGCUCCUCUAGGGAACAUGGAUCUGAAAGAUCUCUAUAACAAGCAAUGGAGGCAAGUUCAAAGUCUAGCCGAAACUUUCUGGAAACGUUGGAGACAAGAGUACUUGGCGACCCUUCAGCCACGCAGGAAGUGGAAGUCAGAAAGACCAAACUUGCAAGUAGGUGAUGUGGUACUCCUCAAAGACACUCGAGUAAAGAGGAAUGAGUGGCCCACCGGCAUCAUUGAGGAAACCUUCCGCAGCCGUGACGGAAUGAUUCGGAAAGUGAAUGUGAAGAUCAUCAAACAGGGUACCCCUAAGGUUUAUUCCAGACCCGUUUCAGAGGUCGUACUGCUCCUCAGUAAAAAGACAUAGUGG